GCGUCCUCCUUUUUCCUCUCAGGCGACGCGAAUGGAGAAGGGCUCAGGCGCCGCCGCGGGAGGCAGCGCGCGGCCGCCGCCGAUGCCGCAGUUCGACGAGUUCCCGUUCGAGGGGAAGAAGCCCGUCAAGAACCCCUUCGUCCCCAUCGGUGCAUUGGUCACUGCGGGUGUCCUGACUGCUGGUCUAGUCAGCUUCCGCUACGGGAAUUCUCGACUGGGUCAGAAGCUGAUGAGGGCCCGUGUGGUUGCUCAAGGCGUAACGGUUGCUCUGAUGGUUGGCAGCGCGUACUACUACGGCGACCAAAUCAAGCUGUUCAAGAAAGGGUCAAGCCCUGAACUUUGACUGGAUAGUUGUUCUGUCAUGCAUGGGAUUGGAAUGCCAUAUAUUAUGCACCGAAGGUUCACCUGGGGGCUCUCUCUGUGAUGUUCAAUUCCUCCCAGUCUUUGGGCAUUGAACAUGUGAUUUAGGCUUUUGGUAUGUGGUAGCAAAACUGAAAUCAAUUUUGGUCCAGAUUCACGAAUAAAGAUUUUCUGCAUGAACGUGCAGACAAACUUGUUCUACCUGCGGCCAGGUGUUCUCUGAUACAGAGGACUGUGACGUGAUAACAUUGUUGUUCUUUGUGUGCGUCUUUGCUACUGGGUUUAUCAUCACUAGUAGGAGUUGCUUUGACCUCUCGGCCAUCGGAUCAUGCAAAUGAGUAUAUUGGACAUAUGAUCAAAUUUAGAUACCUUCCUGCA
Molecule: messenger RNA, 738 nt
Organism: Lolium rigidum
Lineage: Eukaryota; Viridiplantae; Streptophyta; Magnoliopsida; Poales; Poaceae
Product: RING-H2 finger protein ATL48-like
Exons: 2
Coding region: 32-343 (103 amino acids)
Source: RefSeq, a predicted model, not a curated record